Entelurus aequoreus (snake pipefish) is the source of this 1580-nucleotide messenger RNA. RefSeq names its product GDNF family receptor alpha-4-like. The transcript is spliced from 8 exons. Gene Ontology annotation, biological process: nervous system development. Lineage: Eukaryota; Metazoa; Chordata; Actinopteri; Syngnathiformes; Syngnathidae. Gene Ontology annotation, cellular component: signaling receptor complex; external side of plasma membrane. The record is from RefSeq and is a predicted model, not a curated record. Gene Ontology annotation, molecular function: signaling receptor activity. The coding region runs from base 135 to 1478 and encodes 447 amino acids.
UUAACAUUUUCAAAGAAGAACAAAGAGGAGAUCGAUCAAAAAGGUUGAUUCAGUCCGCGGCGCACCAAGUCCUGCUCCAACUAUCCACUUGGUUCUGAUCCCGAGCUGUCAUCGGACUCCACAUUUCAACAAAUAUGAUUUUAUUUUUAGAAAUUCUGGUUCUUUUCUCCUCGGGUGUUUUACCAUUAUCAGUUCCCAACGUCACUUCGUCGGCUUUCCUUCCUGACUGUGUGAACGCUCAUCUGGAAUGUUCUACUGACCCCCAAUGUAAAGACUUGUACCGGGACUGGGAGCUGUGUACCGGCGAUACUUCUGUGGAACCGACGGGGGAGCAGGCAAUGACUGAGUGCCUACACAAACAAGAUGCUCUGCUGGAGAAACAGCCAUCUUUGUUGGCGUGCAAGUGCCACCGUGGCUUUCGUAAGGAGGAGCAGUGCUUGCAAAUAUACUGGAGAGUCCGUCUGCUGUCAGGUGAGGAUGACCUGGAAACGUCUCCUUACGACAACACACAAAUUGAUCUUGGUAUGGCGUCCAUUGUGGCAGCCUCAACAUUCUUACAAGUGGACGUGGAAAAUCAAUGUCUGAAAGCAGCUCAAGAUUGUGGCUUGUUUGAGAAGUGCGGCUCUUUAAGAUCCGAGUAUGUUCUGGCGUGCACCAAGAAGGUGACAGGAAGCCAGCGAUGCAACCAGCACAAGUGUCAUCGGGCGCUUCGGCGAUUCCUGGAGAAAGUACCAGAAGAAUACAGCUUUGGUGUCCUCUUCUGUCCCUGCACCAACACCCUGUGUGGCGAGAGAAGGAGGAAAACUAUUGUUCCUUCUUGUGCUUACGAGGAGAUGGAAGACCUGCAACCUAACUGUCUUCACCAACAAAGCUUCUGUCGCAAGGAUGCUCUUUGCAGGUCAAGAUUAGCUGAUUUCCUUCAGAACUGCCAACCGUCAGCCACAAGCGCUCCUUGUCUCAGAGACUCAGCAGGCAUUUGCCUCCGAGCUUAUGCAGGACUCAUCGGGACCAUCAUGACUCCAAACUACGUUGGCAACGACUCUGCGGAUGUUUCUCUGGCAUGCACCUGUCAUGGCAGCGGCAACCGAUGGCAGGAAUGUUUGCAAUUGCAACGAAUGUUCACACACAACAACUGUCUGCGUAACGCCAUCAAUUGGAUGGGGAACCCUGGCUCUCUGCCUAUUGAUAUAACCCCCCCUCCUGCUCCUAGACCUUCCCCACUGGUUCAGGAAGAUGUGAUGCUGAACAAAAACCAUCUUGCAUCUGAUCAACACGUUGUGGAGGAAGACGAGCAAGGGGAUGAAUCCACGCAGAGAAAGGAGGAAGAUGAAUUUAGUGUCAUCCCGCAGUACUCGGGGAAGUCCACCGUGGCCAACCUGAGACCUCCUGUACACGGCGGGGUUGUUUCCAUCGCUGUUGUCUCCUUUGAACUCCUUCUUCUUCUGCUGCCUUUUUCUGCUGCGCUGAGUUGGCAAUAAAGCGAAGACUGAACACACGCGGAGAGGACAAAAGAAAAGAAAAGUCAGUACGGGAACCUUUCUGGGUCAGGGCCGUUUUUGUAUUAUUUUCGACUUUCGUCU